Molecule: messenger RNA, 3099 nt
Organism: Ciona intestinalis (vase tunicate)
Lineage: Eukaryota; Metazoa; Chordata; Ascidiacea; Phlebobranchia; Cionidae
Source: RefSeq, a predicted model, not a curated record
UCCCACACUACUUUACUGCAAUUAAAUUUACUGUGUUAAUUUUUCAUUUAUAUUGCAAAAUUUUGAAAACAAAAACUUUUUAAUUUUAAUAACUUGAGAAAACUGUCUCAAUUUAAAACGACUUGUUAAAAAAAAUUUUUGAAAUAGUGAGAUUAUAUACAUAAUGAAGUUAUUAGUAUAUAAAGUUAAACUUUUAAAGAAUUAUAAAAUGGUGUGCUAUCUUGCUCAAAAACCUAAUAUAUAAAAUUUAAAUCAUAUUAAAUUUAUGCAACGCAAAUUUUUCACUGUUUUUUUCAAUCUUUGAUUGCAAUUGUCAUAACAUUGACUCAAAAUCUUGAUUUCUUUUCAAUUUAGUGUUGAUUUUGUGAAAAUCUGCAGGAAUUAGAAAAAAUGUGUUAGAUCUUCAAAUAUAUUAUACAUUUAUAUUAGUUUUUUUGAGGAUAUUAAAACUUUUUUGAGAAAAAAAUGUCGAUUCCUGAAGAAAUGGAAGGUGUGGUUUAUAAAUGGACGAACUAUUGGGGUGGGUGGCAGCCGAGAUGGCUUGUUUUAAAAAAAGGAAUUCUCUCGUAUUACAACAGCCAGGAAGAAGUAGACAUGGGAUGCAGAGCUUCCAUUAAAAUUUCAGCCGGAGAUAUUAUACCCUACCCAAACGACAAUACAAGAUUUGAUGUGGUAGUACAUAACGAACAGAGAUGGUAUCUUAAAACUAGUAACCCAGCCGAGCGACAAGCAUGGCUGAUUGAAUUAGGCACUGCUAAAGCAGGCAGGGGGGAUGGGAGAGAAAAUUUAGAAAAACAAUCCCGUGAAGCCCAUGAUGAGCUGCGCACGUGCAUGAGCGAAGUUCGAUUAUUUUGUGAUCUCCUUGUACAACAAGCUGUUGUUUUAAAAGAGGAAUCUCAAAAAGAUUCCCCAAAUGCAGAAAAACUGACCGAUUCUAGCGUGUUACUUUCUACGAGCUGCGACACAUUUCUUGCCAGUUUAGGUCGUUGUAUAUCGAUUUCAGAAGCCACGUUUAAAAUCCCGACACCCCCUGGCCACAUGCUUAUGACUAUGCGAUCGCAAUCGUUGGAUGGGAAAGGGACUUUACCGCGACUUAAUUUGAACAAAACUAGAAAAAAGCGGCAAUCUCGGAGCGUGGGUCCUACGACCCCUAUUAGCCCCUCACCCAUUAGGGAAAUCCCCCUGAACAACAAUAAUAAAGGUUUUAACUCCGAUUUAUCCUCGUUGACCAGUAGUAACCCCUCACCAACCCAGAGUGACCCCACUUUGACCUCUAGUGACCCCUACACGACACAAAAUAACCCUGUUACCCCUAAUUUGAGGGGAAACCCCCACCAAAAACUUAAAAACCCCAGAACCUAUCCCAAAUCAAAGGGUGGUUACCCCAACCCCUCUGGGACCCCAUUAGGGAUCAGGGAAACCCCCCAUCACCCAAACGAAGAUGAACCUCUGACAUUUUUUUCUGCAAUGUUACACAGUUUUUCGGACAUUACUUUAUUACAAGAUGGGGGAAUCGACUCUAUUUCAUUUCUCCUAUCGUGCGAGGGAAUUAUUCCGUUUCUUGAUACGAUAGGUUCGACUGCAUUUGCUCCAGUCAAAAUUGAUUUUAUGGGAAAUAUACGGAAACUCCGAACUAAGCAAUCUUCUGACCCCGAGCACUUUACAACCCUUCAAGACAUUUUACACCAAGAAAUAAUCACUUCUACGUCAAAAGUCCGGAACUCAGCUACUGACGCCCUCAUGUGGCUGAAACGAGGGCUUAGAUUCGUCCAAAAUUUUCUCGUCAUUUUUAAAGAUGGAGAACAAGAUUUGACAGCUGCUUUGAACAAAUCGUAUGCUGCUACUUUGAAGCCUUACCAUGGUUGGGUAGUAAAAGGGAUUUUUGCGCUUGCUGUUAAAGCAGCUCCUUACCCGAAAGAUUUUAUUCGAGCUUUGGCAACUGUACCUGAUAAUGUAGAUGACCCACAAUUUUUACCCAUCUUACUACGAGACAUAGACCAAUACACGACAGCUAUGGACGUAGUUCUAAACAUAUUGGACAAUUACUAUCAAACUCAUAAGUUGGAGUCCUACACAGUAGUUUGAAAAACUCUAGAAAAUUCCAUUUUUGUAUUGCCGCCCCAAAACAGGGUUUCAAAAUUUUUUUAUUUUUUGUCUAAAAUCUGGAAAAACUGCGUUUUUUUAAAAGAGAAUUAUGUAAAAAAUAGUUGCGCAAAAUGUGUUGAAAAAGUUAUGAGUUUUUUGGCUACUUUCGUUCUGAUUUUUUAUAGGACACUUCAAAUUAAAUAUACUAUAUUAAUCAUAGUUUCAAUUAAGAGCAAGUUUUAAAAAAAGUCUAAAAAAAGUGACCUAAAACUGUUAAACCCAUUUUUACCCAUUAUUGUUUUGCUAAAAAAGUAUCAUCUGUGGUAUAAGGCUACAUUUUUCUGUCUAAAAUAUGCAUUACACAAAUAUUAUGUCUAAGUUUUUGGUUGAAAAUUUGUUUGUUUUUUUUGAAUUUUUCCCAUAAAGUUGUAUUUAAAACCUUUUUUGGGGAAAAAUGUUUCAACUAAGUUGCUGGAAGUUUACACUGUUUAUUAUUUUUCAUUUUUUAAAGUUCUAUAUCAAUAUAUUUAAAUGGAUAUUUAUUGUUUUUGGACCAAAUUUUAUGUCACACAUUAAAAAAAUGCAUUUUUUUUAUUUUUUGAGCCUAUAUAGUAGGGUGGGGGAAGAUGGGACACCUCUAGCACAUAAAAAGGAAUACAAUUUUAUAGUUCAUUGAAUGUUUUUUGUUUACUACCAAUUGGGACGAGAAAAUGGAUUAAAUAGGUGUUCCAUCUUCCCCACCCUACUAUACAAAAUGUAGCUGUCUAUCAGAAAACUUUUUUUGUGGUUUUUGCGUUUUUUCAUUCUCUCGUUUUUCCUUUCUCGUUUCUUGCUCUACGAUAGAGAGAACGUAAGAAAAAGGCAAUAGAUUUUUUCUGCUAUUGGUCUUCAUAUACUCUCUAACACAUUUUCAUAUAUCGUGGAAAAAAGCUGUUUUUUUUGCUUUGCACUUUUUAGUAGCGCUGUGCAAUGGUAGUAUUUCAUGUAAAAUAAACGUAUUAUUUAAGGCUGUUA